AUGGUGAUAAAGGAUUGUGAGAUCCCAGGCCCAAAUGAAGGACCAGGCCCAGGAUCUCGAUGGAAGCUCGCGUUUGAUGGUUCCUCCAAUUACAGCGGUCAUGAGUAUGAAGCUUGUAUCCUUGGUAUUGAAGCCGCAAUUGAUCUCCGAAUCAAUAUCCUUGAUGUGUAUGGAGAUUUAGCCUUGGUGAUCUAUCAGGCCAAAGGUGAAUGGGAUACCCGUGAUGCGAAGUUAAUCCCUUAUCGUGCUCAUGUUGUAAAACUGAUUGAAUACUUUAAUGAUAUCACUUUCCAUCACAUCCCAAGAGUAGAAAAUCAAGUGGUUGACGCUUUGGUAACCUUAGCAGCAAUGUACCAAGUCAGAUUCCAUAAUGAAACUCCAGUUAUUCGAAUAGAGCGAAGAGAUGAGCCUGCCUACUAUCAACUAAUUGAAGAAGAAACUGAUGUUUUGACAAGUCAUGUCAUGUAUGAACCUGUUGGUCAAGCUCUCAAGUCCAAUUAUAAGGUGUAG
Molecule: messenger RNA, 510 nt
Organism: Lathyrus oleraceus (garden pea)
Lineage: Eukaryota; Viridiplantae; Streptophyta; Magnoliopsida; Fabales; Fabaceae
Exons: 4
Coding region: 1-510 (169 amino acids)
Molecular function (GO): RNA-DNA hybrid ribonuclease activity; nucleic acid binding
Source: RefSeq, a predicted model, not a curated record